UAUUUGUCAAUGACUGAUGCGCGGAUUUCGACUAAACAGAAAGUCAGAAACAGCUUAACAGAAGAGAAGCCCGAGAAGGAAGCGAUAGGGUGGCAAAUGCUACUGUCAACUACCGUUUCCCUCUGACCGAUCCGAGGCAGCCAAAAGCUACGCUCAGCAACCCGGCAUCGAUGAUUCCGGCGACAAACGUCAGUACGGUCAGUACAGGUCCGUAAUAAUACGUUCCUCUUGCGGCGAAUUUUAAAGGUUAGGCCAGAGGUGGCACAGUAAUCUGAUAACCGUAUCGGAACCGGAGUAUUUUUAUGAAGUGUCAGAGUGUUUAAUAAUUUCCUCGAAAUUGUACGAAGUUUCACGAAGAUACAACGGCCUUAAAUAACAAGCAAUUAUGGCAACGUCUGGUUCUGAUAAGAAGCCGCGAGUAAUCAUUUUAGGAGGAUGCGGUUUUAUAGGACGUAAUCUCGUAGAAUAUCUUUUGGAUAACGAUCUCGUGUCUUUUGUACGAGUCGUGGACAAAGUACCACCACAAACCGCUUGGCUUAACUCUGUACACCAGAAACUAUUCGAACACCCCUUGCUAGAAUUUAAAAGCGCUAAUUUAAUCAAUUCAGUAUCUUGUCAAAAUGCUUUUUUAUCCGAUGAUCCAAUCGAUUUUGUGAUCAAUUGUGCUGGAGAAACGAAAAGUGGUCAAACGGAUCCUGUUUACAAAGAAGGGAUUUAUAAGUUGAGUAUGAAUUGUGCUCAACAAGCUGCCAAAUUACAGGUCGAUCGUUACGUAGAAAUAUCUGCUGGCAAUUUUAGUACCUCCGAUAAACAUCCUCUCAAAGAGGAACAGAUCGGUGAACCAUGGACGUUCGUUGCAAAAUAUAAGUUACAAGUUGAAAAUGAUAUAAAAAAUAUACCUAAUUUAAAGUACACGAUACUCAGACCAGCUACGGUGUAUGGUUGUGGUGACAGGAAUGGAUUAGCUCCUCGUUUAGUAGUGGGAGCAGUUUACAAACAUUUGGGAGAAAUGAUGAAAUUACUUUGGGGACCAGAUCUUCACAUGAACACCGUUCAUGUGAGGGAUGUUGCCAGGGCUAUCUGGCACGUUGUGAACAGACCAGACGCUAUAGGUCAAACGUAUAACGUUGUCGACAUAGGUGAUUCCACUCAAGGAUCGAUCAGUGCUAUAGUUUCAGAAUUAUUUAACAUCAACCAUGAUUAUUGGGGCACUGCACUUUCUAAACUAGCCAAAACAGAUAUGAGUUCCAUCGUUGAAGAGGUAAAUGAUAAACAUAUGGGACCUUGGGCAGAAGCUUGUAAUAAGGAUGGCGUGGAGAAUAGUCCCCUCUCUCCUUACAUUGAUCAAGAACUCCUUUAUAACAAACAUUUAUAUUUGCAAACAGGAAAACUAGAAAGCACUGGUUUUAUUCAUCAAUAUCCAAAACUUACGAAAGAUGCUUUGAAGGAGGUUCUCGAUGAUUACGUAAAAAUGAAGAUAUUCCCACAUUCCUUGGUACUGUAAACCUUAGCAAUACGGACUGCCACGAAGAAGUAAUGAAGAAACUACAAUGACUUGUAUAAAUAACAUUUGGAGCGUUUCACCUUGUGCCUAGGGAUCUAUGCAAGUUACAUACUCUAUUGUAUGUUACACACCACACAUUACUCAUAUUUUACCAGCUAACAAAUACUGUUAGUCGAGGUUAUAAUUAUAAGUACGGAUGGAAUAUGAAGAUUUCACGUAUAAGCCUAUUGCAAAUGUGAUAAACUAGUAAUUAACGUACUUAAUUUUACUCUAGUUUGAGAUAUGAAAUUUUUGCACAUUGGGGUUGCUAGUCAAAUCUCGACGUAUAUGAAUAUUUCAGGAUGAAAAGUGUUGAGAAACUAAACGAUUAAACGCCUGAAAAUAAGAUAUAUAUAUAUACGUAUAUAUAUAUAAAUAUAUAUAUAAAUAUAUAUAUAUAUAUAUUGAUGAAUAUAUAUGUAUAAAUAUGCUACGGCAUGUAGUGUUAUUUGGAGAAAUAUUUUAGAGAAUCAUGUAUACCGUCAAAAAUGCUUUUUAUACUGAAUUUUUCAAGACUGUAUAAAUAAAACUGUUAAUGAAUUAACGAUGAUACGUAGAAGCGUA
Molecule: messenger RNA, 2107 nt
Organism: Ceratina calcarata
Lineage: Eukaryota; Metazoa; Arthropoda; Insecta; Hymenoptera; Apidae
Exons: 7
Coding region: 386-1504 (372 amino acids)
Source: RefSeq, a predicted model, not a curated record